Molecule: messenger RNA, 738 nt
Organism: Closterium sp. Yama58-4
Lineage: Eukaryota; Viridiplantae; Streptophyta; Zygnematophyceae; Desmidiales; Closteriaceae
Source: the annotation of a GenBank genome assembly
AUGUUUCGCGGCAAGCUGGUGCUGGUGUUCGGCGACUCGCUCUCCAAGAACUUCGCCGCGUCGCUGCAGUGCAUGCUGCACGCCGCCGACUCUACCGCCGCUAGGUCGUACCGCCUGGCGCAGAAGAAAACCACCGAGUGGGGCGUCGAGGUACUCCAGCAUCCGUCCACCAUCUCACUCUCUAUGUGGUGCGGCGUGCGGCCCGGCGUGAGUGCGCAGUUCCCGACGUACAAGAUCCGCUUCGUGUCCGUGUUCUCCAACUGGCUCAACAACGCCACCACCCUGCCCGACAAGAACGGCAUCGAGCAACACCGCAUUGACCUGGACGGCCUGGAUCAGCGCAUCAAGGACUUGCUGCCCAUCGCUGACAUCGUCAUCUUCCAGGCCAAUCAGCGUAGGAAUGAGAGCUUACAGCGAGCCCACUUCGGGUUUCCAUAUUCCAUUUCUCUCCUCCCGGCGCAUCGCCCUCCGUGGUAUGUGGCGCAGGCGACGGCGUGGUGGAUGCCGCCCAUCAACCGGUGGUACGUGGGCGGCAAGGAGGUGACGAUGAAGGCGACGGCGGCGUACGAGCGCGGACUGACGACGCUGCGGGACUACGUGGCGAGCAGCGGCGGCGGGUUCAAGGGGCGCGCCGUGGUGAUGGGCGUGUCGCCGUCGCACUACAACUUGCCCGUUGCGGGCGUCAAGAAGGGGUCGUGCAAAGUUCAACUCUAUGCUCACCAGCGUGCAGGUACGUGA